This is a messenger RNA of Patella vulgata (common limpet), 4939 nucleotides long. RefSeq names its product prolyl 4-hydroxylase subunit alpha-1. Gene Ontology annotation, cellular component: endoplasmic reticulum. Bases 174 to 1814 code for a protein of 546 amino acids. Lineage: Eukaryota; Metazoa; Mollusca; Gastropoda; Patellidae. The record is from RefSeq and is a predicted model, not a curated record. The transcript has 13 exons. Gene Ontology annotation, biological process: peptidyl-proline hydroxylation to 4-hydroxy-L-proline. Gene Ontology annotation, molecular function: procollagen-proline 4-dioxygenase activity; iron ion binding; protein binding.
CGUGAAAUGCGUAAAACAGAUCACCGUCGUCUGCUUGUAUCCAGAUGGCGCGAAAACAGACAUAUGGCUGUAGCGUAUAUCAUAACUUUAUCUACAUACUAACAAGUUAAAGCUAGAGGAACAACACGUGCACUGAAUAACUCCGAUGCAGUUGAGGACAUUUUAGAAGACCAAUGAAGAUUAGCAUAAUUCCUAAGCAUGAAUACGUAUAUCUCGCUUUCGUCUGCUGGAUUGUGGAUUUUCACCUGUGUUUUGGUGAAGUGUUUACCGCCAUUUGUAAAUUACGCGAACUCCCCGCCAAAGAACAAGCCUUGAUUGCAACUUUUGACAGAUUUUUAAAAGACCAAAAAGAGAACUAUGCAAUCAACGAACUAAAAGAGUUUGUUGAGAAAAUGCGAGAAGAGAAUAGAAAGGUUUUGAACGACAGCCAUUAUGUAGAAAAUCCUAUAAACAGUUUCCAGUUAUUAUAUAGAACCGUUCAUAUAUGGGGCGAAAAACUGAGCCAAUACCUACAUUAUCCUACAUAUAAUAAUAAAUCUCUUCCAUAUUUUAUGAAUUCAGUAUUUAACAACACCCAGCAGAUGUCUUCUUGGCCCAAACAAUUUGAUCUUCGUGGUGCUAGCAUGGCUUUAGUACGAUUACGAUAUAUAUACAAUCUAGAUAUCGAGGAUAUUCGUCAUGGACGUCUUCCAACCAGUCAAACACAUGGUCUCAGUGGUAAUGAUUUACUCACCAUAGGUCAAACAGCAACACAGUUCGAUAAUCAGGCAGAAGCGAUACUCUGGUUGACAGAAUCUAUUGCUGUUCUUUCCAAAGACCCCCAAAAUAAUGAACUGGUUAUUCGUGCCUACAGAUCAUUGGCUGAUAUUUUUGUAAGAUUCAAUGCUCCACAUAUGGCACUAGAUAUGAUGAAAACAGCUUUACACAUAGAUCCAAAUAAUAGUGGCGUCAAGCGAGAUAUGGCGAUAUAUAAUGAUGUCAUGACCGAUUAUGUAAAACAUUUACGGCCCUUUUUAACUAUCCUUGAAAUAACCAAUCUAAAACGGGAUGCCCCAAUAUUCACCCCGAAUUAUGCCGAAUUAUGCCGAGGAGAAAUAAAGACACCAGAAGAGUUGUCCCAGUUGUCAUGCAGAUUCCGCGAAACUCAGAUACCAUUUAUAUUUGCCAAAGAGGAAGAAGUCAACUCUGAUCCAGCCAUUUUGGUGUUCCAUGACGUCAUAAGUGAUAGUGAAAUAGAACAGUUACAAAAGAUUGCCCAUGCUUCGAUGAGACGAUCGACUGUUGUAGAAAGAGAUAGCUCAAUAAAGGAAACUGAGGUUAGAAUCAGUAACAAUGCAUGGAUUUAUGAUUCUGAAUCUGUAGCUGAUAAAUUAUCUAGACGAAUUGAGAUGAUAACAGGAUUGAGCGCACUAAACAGAAACUACGAUACUCAUGCUGAACCGUAUCAGAUUGUUAACUAUGGUUUAGGUGGAAUGUACGACCCUCACUUUGACAGUUUGGCGAAAGAUGGCCAACCAAAAUCAGAGGACGAAGCUUAUAGAAAUUCUGGAGAAAGAACAGCAACCUGGAUGUUUUAUUUGAGUGAUGUAUUAUCUGGUGGCGCCACGGUCUUUCCCAAACUAAAAGCAAGGGUUCAAGUAAAAAAGGGUUCAGCAGCAUUUUGGUUUAACACACAUAGAAAUGGUUUUCCUGAUAUGAGAACACUACACGCAGGUUGUCCUAUUCUUGAGGGGGACAAGUGGGUGGCAAAUAAAUGGUUGCGAAGUAUUGGACAAACAUUCAGGAGACCAUGUGCAUUAAAUCCUAAUUUAUAAUGAACUGUGUAUUUGAUAGCAUUCAAUGCUCGACUCCUGUUCAGCUUGUAUGUUUACUUUGUUAUUCUGAAGGAUUAUAUGGCGUUUUAGCAUGUUAUUGCUUCCUUUUCUUCCAAGAGUGAAACACCAAGUGUUAAUCUGAUUAAAAUAAAGAUCUAAAUUUAGAUUCGUUUCUUUCAAUGACCUCCCCGAUCGAUUUUCAGGAAGUUACGUCUGGGGUCAUAUAGGUGAAUUUUGACUGGAUGACGUAAGCUAUCUAUAUUUAUCUAUUGUUCUCUCCUGGUCAGCAAAUCUAUUCAUCUAUGUCUCCCAUAAUUCAACGUUUUUCUAAACAGAUGCGAUCAUUGGCUAAUUACAUAUAUAAAAGAAAAUGCGCGGUUCAUUAAAAAUCCUUCCAGACCCCUACUGUCGUGAAGAGGAAUGGAACGAAAUUUGAUCUAUAAAACACAAAACGAUAUAGGAUUUUAAUUAGAUCGAUAUACUGUUGAACCAUUGCAGACAGUCUUUUCAACUUUAUAUCUGUAAGUCCUAUAGAUGUUUAAUCAUUAGUCAAAUGUUUACAAUUAAUAGAAAGCAGGAAAUGUGUGCAGGAUUGACUUGUAAAUUGAUAAUGAAAUUAAUACGAAGUGAAUUAUUGUAAAUUGAUAAUGAAAUUAAUACGAAGUGAAUUGUUGUAAAUUGAUAAUGAAGUUAAUACGAAGUGUCAAAGUAUUAAAUGAUGUUAAAGCACCCAUAGAUCCAUAUAAUUCUUAGCCGUAAUCAAAUAUGAGCAUUCAUUAAUUUCUUCUCCAUCGUCUUGCCUCUUUCUGUGUGUGGUGCAUACUUUCUUUGACAUUUACAAAUGCAGCAAACAAGAAUUGUAAUGGGCGAAAAACGACGGCUUGCUGUUGAAUAGAUACUAUUGACAGACAAGUUGAAAUUUGUCCGAAAUGUCUAUUAAACAGCUAAUAAUACGUACUUACCAAUAUUACAAGAGUGGGGUAUUAGUAAUUAAUAAAUUAAAUUCAAUCUGAUUAAAACACAGAUCCUAUUUCAUUUCAUUUUUUAUAGUUUAAAAUUUCGUUUUACUUGUCUUUACUAUACUAAGAUCUGGACGAGUUAUUACAUAACCCACGUUCUGGUUGAUGUUAGGGAUUUGCCAAUGCAACGGUCUGUUUCGCCGAGUGCUUGGCUUGCGGUGCACGGAACUGUGGGUAGAAACAUCAAUACUGAUUGCUCAGACUAACGUAAUUGGGUCAAAAGCAGCUCGUAUAACAGCUUACGCGACUUCCCACUACAAAUGGUCAGAUCUUCGUGUAGUGCAGGCCAUCGAUAGUAUAACAAACGAAACGAAAUAUAGAUCUGUUUUUUAAUCAGAUUGAAGUAAAUUGUGUAGUUUGUGAUGGUGUAUCUGUCCUUUUUUGAUCUUCUCAAGUGUUACAGUAUAUUGUUAAAAUGUAUAGUAUUAAUACAGUGUAUAUAUAUAGCGACCGUGGCGUGCAGAGGAUUGGUUAUGUCCGGGACCAAUUCCAUGAUAGUAUACCCCCAACAUUCAAGUACAGGACCUAAAAGUUAGAAAGACAUUUUAAAUAAACAGAUGAAAUAAAUGAGUUAUUCAAAUUCUGUACGUUAGUUUGUACGAAGUUAAGAUUAUUUAUUUUCGCUCUUUCAUUGUAUGACCACUGAAAUGCAUGCCCAGGGUCGUCGCUCUCUCCAUCGUCUCUACACGCCACUGGUUAACGACUUUUGAAACUAACCAUUCCAUGUUUCGGUUACCUAAUUCCGUAGGUUGGAAGGAAACGCUACUUUAACAUUAUCAGUAUUACAUCCAUGUUAAAUCUAAGUGUAAACUAUAUUUUGAUUGAUUUGUAAUUGAAUUAUGUAUUGUUUUUGUUAUCUUCAAUUGCUUGCUGGCUUAGCGGAAUGGUUUAAUUACUUUAUUUUGGCAUGAUUAUUGUUUUCAAUGACAUGAUUAUUGUUUUCAAUGACAUGAUUAUUGUUUUCAAUGACAUGAUUAUUUUUAUGGAAAUAGUUGUUUUGAUUGAAAUUGAUGCAAAGUUAGAGUAUGCAAAUGGUUAUUUUGAUCGAAAUGUUUUUUUUUUUUUACUGAAAUAGUUGUUAUGAUUGGAAUUAUUGUUUUCAUUGAAAUGUUUUUUUUGUUUUAAAUAGUUGUUUUGAUUGAAAUUAGUUGAUUAUUACAGUAUAAAAGACACCGAAGCAAAGAUUUUGCCAAUCUUUUAUGAUAUGUAGGUACAUUUGUUAAUGAGGUUUAUAUGAUAUAUAGGUACAAUCCGAUUAAAACACAGAUCCUAUUUCGUUUCGUUUUUUAUAGUUCAAAAUUUCGUUUUACUUGUAUUUACUACACUAGGAUCUGGACGAGUUAUAUUACCGGCGUUCUGGUUGAAGUGAGGGAUUAGCCAAUGAAACGGUCUGUUGCGGCGAGUUCUUGGCGUGCGAUAUACGGAACUGUGGGUAAACCACUAGAAACGUCAACGCUGACAUACCAGUACAAAUGGACAGAUCUUCAUGUUGUGUAGGCCAUCGAAAGUAUAUAUAUAAACAACGAAACGAAAUAUAGAUCUGUAUUCUAAUCAGAUUGAUACAGGUAUUAUUAGCACAUGGCUUAAUUAUGUAAGUAAUAUAUAUAUAUAUAUAUAUAUAUUGUCAUCAGUGGGCGUAUUUGUAAUGCGGUUUAUGUAAUAUGCCUGUAUUAAUAAUCAAUAUGUACGUCUCUUAACGUGGUCAUAUAAUAUACAUAGUGUUAUCAAUAUGUGCAGUUGUUAUCGUGGUUUAUGUAAGAUAAUCUAGCGCUGCGCAUGUACCCGUUACAAUUUAAAAAAAAAAAUCCAAUCUGUUUAGACUCAAACUGAUGAGAAUAUUGAGUUACCGAUAUUUUGCGAAGACGCUAUGGUGGUCUGUUAAAUCUAAUAUUCUUUUAUUAGAGUGCAACGUGUGGGUUUUUAUUAAAUUCGGUACAGACAUGAAUGUGCAUGCUAUAUAAUAUGGGUGUCUCUAAAUUAUUGUUAUUUAUGUAAUGUAUAUAAAUGUAUAUAAGAAAACCGUAUGUAAAUUAUUGAACUAUGUAAGAUAUAAACAUAAAUUCAAUUAUGCAAAUACCCGAUAUGCAUUAUAUGAAAUAAAGUAUA